AUGUGUACAUAUCCUGAACAUACAACAAGAGAGAUAAGACCAGAAUACAUACACCCAGAUGGUCUUCUCAACUUUGACCCGUACCUCUCCGAUUUCAAAACAGAAACAGAAGAAGAAGAUGAUUACAUACCUCUACCAGAAAACGAUGAAACUAUAGACGGCCUACCAAUAUUUCUUCUAGAACCUAAAAAUUCUUAUGUACUAAGGAAUAGACCAGCAAAUUUGCUUUGUAGAGCUGCAAAUGCUUUACAAGUAUACUUUAAAUGUAAUGAUGUGAAGACAGAUAAAACUGUUCAGUUAGAACAUGUUGACCCUCAUAAUGGAGUGAGGGUUGUUGAAGCAGAACUAAAUGUUACUAGAAAUGAACUCGAUGGGAGUAGCAAUAAGUAUGGUUGUGAAUGUUACGCUUGGAAUAGCAAGGGCAAGAUACGAAGUCAAAGUAUUUUUAUCGAAUUCGCAUACAUAAAGAAGCAAUUCAUACAUCAGCCAUCAUCAGCUACUGUGGAAGCUGGUAAAACAGUAACUUUUAGGUGUGUCCCUCCUCCAGCAGCGCCCACGCCUACCAUCAAAUGGACAAGAAAUGGCAUCACCAUUGAACCAACAGUAGAAACUCUUGUCCUGCCUAAAGUUACCUUACAGGACAUGGCUAACUACACGUGCGUGGCUGAGAACUUCGCUGGACGGAGAGAGUCUGACGUCGCUGUAUUGUCUAUCUACGUAAACGGGGGAUGGUCGGAAUGGUCACCAUGGACCCCAUGCCGCUGCGGCACACAGACGAGCGGGCGUCGGCGCACGCGCAGCUGCACAGAGCCAGCGCCCGCCAACGGCGGCGCCCCGUGUAGGGGACAAGCGACUCAGAGUGAUGAAGAAUGCGUGACAUGUGGAACUUGGUCACCUUGGAGCUCUUGGUCUAGUUGUAGCGGUGACUGCGUCAGGGUCAGAAGACGUCAAUGUACUGGUAACUGUGCUGGAUCUACGCUUCAACAUGCAGCUUGUGUGGAUGGACUGUGUACUACUGGAAUGAGAUUCUACACAAACAACACUACUCUGUAUGUAGGAGUUGGGAUCACGAUUGCAAUGUUGCUUGCUGGAGUCGCCAUAUUUUACGUCUGGUGUAAGUACAAGAACAGGCCUGGAUACGCAGCUGGCAGAAUAGGUAUACCAAAGACACAUCCAGGUCGAGACAAGAAUAACGCAGCUCCUGAUCUGACAAGGACUUGUAACGAAUAUUGGAUGCAGGGUCCAGACAACCACUAUGAUAUGCCACAUGUUCGAGACAGCUAUUCAUCCCCAUUUGGGAACCGCAGUAGACAGCAGUCGUCAACCGGAAGUAACCAUUACGAGAUGAAGCCUUACAGCCCUUCCGGUGACUCCGCGUCCAGUUGCUACACCAAUUCGAGAACAAUGACAUCAAGAUCAAGCGAGUGCUCAUCGCAAUUGGCGGAACUGACGUCAUCACCGGUAUCUAAGGUGGAUGUAGCAGUGACACUGCCUUCAGGACACAUAGACACCAGUUAUAGAGAUAAAAUAUGUUUAACUAUUGUCAAGUGA
Molecule: messenger RNA, 1551 nt
Organism: Arctia plantaginis
Lineage: Eukaryota; Metazoa; Arthropoda; Insecta; Lepidoptera; Erebidae
Source: the annotation of a GenBank genome assembly